UUACUUAAAAUUUGCGAAAGAAAAGUUGAAGUAAAAAAAAAGAAGAAAAGCACAAAACGAAUUAUGGUUGGUCACCAUAUUGUUUCUGUUCUCUUCGCCAUUCUAAGUGUUUCGUUUAGCGAAGUAUACGGAAAUACCUUGAUUAGAGUGAAGCGUCAGGGGCAGGGACCAAGUGGCGAAAUCGUAGACAACAUUUUCAACAUACCAAUAACAGCCAUUCGACAAACCGCUACAGCCGCGCAGACGUUUUUGCCGGAAAAUACCGAAACUAUUGAUAGCGUCUUUAAGAUUCCUAUUAUGACUUUGGAGGCUGUCGGUAAUCUGGUGAAGAGUACAGCGCCACAGCGGGAAGAAAUACAACGACGCCGUGCAGAGAGACGCGACCAGGUACAGGCGCAACGCGAACAGCAACGAAUACAACGAGAACAGCAGCGCCUCCAGCGUGAAAAGUUACAACAGGACAAAUUUGAGCGUCGUAAGCAACGCGUACCUCGCCAUUACCAUCAUGAUCCGUUGGGUUUGAAUUCACUGGCGAAUCUACUGGUCGGCCAUCAUGGAAUCCUCAGCGGUCAUUCCGGUCUUGAUAGUCUCUUUACGUUUGGCCAUCAGAGCCACAAUAACAACCACGGUAACCAUGGAAACCAUCAAGAGAUUAUAGGAAGCCAUGGAGGUCAUGGAGGCCACGGUGGUCAUGGAGGUCAUGGAGGUCAUGGAAGUCAUGGUAGCCAUGGAAGCCACGGUAGCGGAAGUGGGGAGAACACUUAUGAAGUAUACGAGGAAGUGAUAGAAGACACGAAACCCACGCUUUGGCAAGGAUUGGGAAGUUUCUUCGGGUCUCAGGCCUCGGCGUCGUCCGGCAAAAUACAGAACAAAGUGGCGCCAAAAGUUGAGCGAAAUAAAUAUAGUAGAUAUCAAGACGACGAGCCUCCACUGGAAAAUAAAAUAGCACCGAAAUACAACAGUGGAUUUUUCCCGGCAUCGUCAGACGACGAAUAUGUCGCUAAUGAACGGAACGGCAGAAGUAGGCUAGUGUUCGAACACAGGAGCAUCUGACAUGACUCUGAUAAAGAAAACAAAUAUCUAUAACAGUCAUGGGCCAAUAUCAUGAAAACGAAGACACGAUUUUUCCAGAAAAUGUACAGUGGUAAUUGAAUAGCGCCAUAAAAUUUUCCAAGCUUGCAGUCACUGUGAAUAAUCUAAUUAAUAUGUAUAUACUAAUUAAAUCAUUAAUCAUCGUCUUAAGCAUACCUGUAUAUAUACAUAUAUUGUAAACGUAAUUUUGCUAGUA
Molecule: messenger RNA, 1288 nt
Organism: Cephus cinctus (wheat stem sawfly)
Lineage: Eukaryota; Metazoa; Arthropoda; Insecta; Hymenoptera; Cephidae
Exons: 5
Coding region: 64-1053 (329 amino acids)
Source: RefSeq, a predicted model, not a curated record